This is a messenger RNA of Entelurus aequoreus (snake pipefish), 1652 nucleotides long. It is a transcript of the gene txlnbb, whose product is annotated as taxilin beta b. Gene Ontology annotation, molecular function: syntaxin binding. The transcript has 9 exons. NCBI's taxonomy places the organism in Eukaryota, Metazoa, Chordata, Actinopteri, Syngnathiformes, Syngnathidae. The record is from RefSeq and is a predicted model, not a curated record. Bases 73 to 1617 code for a protein of 514 amino acids.
CGUGUCCCAGACCGUUCACACUCUUCUCUUUCCCCCUCUGGCCCGUGGUCCUGAAGGUGAAAACUUCAGAAGAUGGAGGCGUGUCCAGAGAGCAGCACCCAGCCCGGAGUUCCCAACGUGGACCUGACCGAGGACCUGGCCAAGCAGCUGGAGGACAUCAUCAGCACCUACCAGGCCGACGACGUCCCCGCAGAGCCCGACGACCCGGACCGGGCGCAACCCAGCAAGGACGGCCGGCGGGACCAGAAACUGGAGAAGAAGAUGCUGAAAAACCUGGGUAGGUUCCGACCCGGUGGAGAAGUUUGCGCUGGAUCCAAAGUGGAGGUCCUCUUCAAAUGUGUCGCCCGCUCAGGGAAGGACGCCACGCUGCUCAUGCAGAGCCUCAACAAGCUGGACACGCCCGAGAAGAAGCUGGAAGCUUCCAUCAAGAAACACGCCGAGCUGCUGGAGGAGCACAGGAGCGACCACAAGCAGCUGAAGGUCCUGCAGAAGAAGCUGCUGCAGACCAUGAAGGAGAAGGACCAGCUCCAGAGCGAGCACAGCCGGGCCGUGUUGGCUCGCAGCAAACUGGAGGGAUUGUGUCGAGAACUGCAGAGGCACAACAAGACCUUGAAGGAGGAGACGCUGCAGAGGUGCCGGGAGGACGACCUGAAGCGGAAGGAGAUCACCACACACUUCCAGGGCACGCUGGGCGACAUCCAGGCUCAGAUCGAGGAGCACAGCAGCAGGAACACCAAACUCUGCGAGGAGAACAGCGCCCUGGCCGACAAGCUGAAGGGCCUCAUUACUCAGUACGACCAGCGGGAGGCGAACCUGGAGAAGGUGUUCAAGCACCGAGACCUGAAGGAGAAGCUGCUGGACACCAAACUGGCGCAGGCCAACUUGCUGCUGAAGGAGGCGCAGGAGAAGCACAAGCUGGAGAAGGAGCUGCUGCUGCAACACGCCGCCCAGUGGAAGUCCCAGGUGAAGCUGCUGAAGGAGCAAGAAGCCGACAUGAAGGCGCAGCUGCAGUUGUACUCGCAGAAGUUGGAUGAGUUCCAGGGCAGUGUGUCCAAGAGCAACAGCAUCUACAGCAGCUUCAAGCAGGACAUGGAUAAAAUGGCCAAGAAGAUGAGGAAGCUGGAGAAGGAGAGUCAGUCGUGGAAGAGUCGCUUUGACGGCUGCAACAAGAGUCUGUUCGACAUGGUGGCCGACAAAGCGGUGAGGGACAAGGAGCUGGAGCUGCUUACCACCAAGAACCAGAAGCUGGAGAGUCUUUGCAGAGCUCUGCAAGGGGAGAGGAAGAGCCUGAGUGAGAAGGUCCAAGCAGCUGAAGUCCAAGCAGGCGAGGCCGAGGCCACAGAGAAGGAGGCCGCCAAGGAGGACCACCAUCAGGAGCCAGAGACCACAACCUUGGCGACGCCUCUGAGCCAGGAACUGGCGAAGCUGAAAACUGAACAGGCUCUGCUGAAGGAGCUGGCCGGCUCCUUCAUGGUCUCCCACGCGGUCACCACGGACCAGCAGUCUCCAGGACCUUCCGACGCCACCCAGGACCACGUGGAGAACCGCACAGAGAUCAGCGACAGCGAACCUCUCCGGAACAAUGGACCUCAAGAAGAACUGGAGUCUGUUGAUUGAAAACAAAGCUUUUUUACGUGUUAAUAAACGCUUCC